Petromyzon marinus (sea lamprey) is the source of this 3697-nucleotide messenger RNA. RefSeq names its product caspase activity and apoptosis inhibitor 1 (gene CAAP1). Lineage: Eukaryota; Metazoa; Chordata; Hyperoartia; Petromyzontiformes; Petromyzontidae. The record is from RefSeq and is a predicted model, not a curated record. Gene Ontology annotation, biological process: regulation of apoptotic process.
AGCGAGCGCCGCUUGAAGGUUCAUCCUCCGUGGGCCGCGUUGCAACAUUGCACUCGAAGGCGGCGGACCGCGGGGAAGAGUUUUUAACUUCGUCGCGAUGCGUAGAUUCGGGAGGCUUUUUGGCGACUACAUUUUAAGUAUCCGCGGGUAGAGGUUGUGUUUUUUUCUGUUGUUGUUGUUGGCUUAGAUCGCGAAAAUUAUAAAUGUGCCUUUGAGCGCCGCCAGCGCCACCCCGACGCAGCCAAUUAGUUGUGUGCUUGGUGUGUGUCACGUAAAACGUGACAAUUCCUUACGAGCUACAGCAGUCACUUAACUGUUGGUUUCAUUUUAGCUGCGUUCAGAUUUUAAAGUUUGUCGUGAAGUUGCGAGAUUGUACUUUUGUUCUUUAAUUAAGUUUUUUUUUUAAUCGGCGUCAAAUGCCGUCCAAGGCUCCACGCAAAGCGAAGAGGCAAAAAUGCGAGAGUCCACAGCGAUCGCCUCAUCCCACAACAACCACAACCACCACCGCCGCCGUCGCUGCUGCUGCAUCGACCGCAAAGGCCGAGGGGGUGGACGAGGUGGACGAGGAUAAGCAGGAGGAGGUGUACGUGGAGGAGGGUGGGACAGACCUCGAUGUGGAGCUGCCCACGAUGACGUCGCUCGUUCACGACCGGCCCCAGCUGCUGGAGCAGAGCCUCCGAGCCGUGGGGGACAAACAGACGAGGAGGAUCCUCCCGCCGAGACUCUCGGCCUGUACCCUGGAGGAGGUGAAGGCCCUCUGUCUGGAGCAACUGAUGCUGAUGUCAGACAAACAAAUCCACCAGGUCCUGCAAGGUGAGCCAGUUGGGUCGGAUUCAGAAGAGGAUAAGAUGGGGGCAACCACCAAGGACGGAACAGAACAGUGUGAAAACAGGCAACACAGCCAGUGCAUGGACACCACAAGUGCAGCCUCUGUCACGUGCACCCAGCCUGGUGCUGAGCCUGACAAUGAGGCCACACCGGUCGCCACCACAGAUGGUGCAAUAUCGUGCGCGGAGAGCGAUGCCUUGAGUCUGGUGGCGGCCGGGUCCCUCUCUGAGGAUGAGAUCGAGAACGAUGGAAAGGAGCAGGAGGGAGAUGAGAGGAAGGUGGAGGAGGAGAAGGUGGAGGGAGAGCAGCGGGUAAAGGGGGCUCCCUUGUCUCCCCACGGCUCCACGGGCAGCAGAGGUCUCCCCGAUUCUCAUGCCCCACACUCCCUCCCCGCUAUUCUCCACCAGACCCUGGAUGCACUCCUCUCGGACCCACUGCCUUCCUCUCCCGCCUCGUCCUCCCCCUCCUCGUCUCCCACGUGCUCUUCUAUCGAGGGCGUUGCAGCCGGAAAGGCCACACCUGUGCCGGGCUGUGGCCCUGCCCACGAUAUCCUGGAACUGGAGCUCAGGGCUCGUGCGAUCAAGUCGCUCAUGAAGGCGAAUGAGCGCAGGCUGAACUCCUAAGGACGCCGCUUCCCCCGUUGGGUUCAGAGGUCGAAGCACCUCCGAUUAGUACGGUUGGCUUCGUAUGGUGCGAAAGAAGUUUACCGUAAAUACGUACGGAAACUGAUAGGGGUACUUCCUCUUGGCACGAGUUUUCGUGAUGUUCCCUGCGCUGAGCUGUGUCCUUUCCACGAUGUCAUCCUAACCACCACAUCCGUGUUUGGCUCUUGCUCUUCUGCCUUAGAUUUUUCCUACAGAUCCUACAAAUUGUCAUCAGUUUUUGCAUUAUCAUAGCUAAUGACCAAUCGAAACUCAUUCCAAGAUUAUUCACGCAAAGAUUUUCACAAGAUUAAAAUAAACUUGAUAACAAAUUGUCAAUUGCAUUAACAAUUAAGUUCAUAAGUAUCUGGUCAAUUUAUGCAUGGCCCUCAUUUGUAAUAGUGGAAUACCUGUGAAUGUUGUGGGGCUGGAACCACGUGCCACCUAUGCUGAGCCCUUUUCUCGCACAAAAAUGAAUGAGCCUUUCCGAGUUGUCAUUGGGGAUGCUGCUGCCAUGCGGGGGGGCCAAUCACAGUUCGGAGGCCAUCUCUGGAAGUGCGAAAGAGAUGGAAUUGAAGUCUCCCAAGGCACGUGGCGAGGUUUUGUUGGGUUCAUUGUCUGCUCUGAGAACCGGUAGAAAUGGUUUUUACUGGUAGGAACGAAGUUGUAAACUGAGUGUACCAGCCUGCAAUAGAUUCAUGUGUCCGUCCGUCCGCCCGUCCCCUUUCAAUACUUUAAUGAAGUGAAAUCUCGUGCUGUUGGGUGUAAAAUCAGCAAUAGACAGCGCAGAGACUUGUCCUACCAGCCCACCCUGCAGGGACCUGUUAAUGUCGUCAGGUGCUUCGUCGGCAGGUGCGUAUGCUGCGGCUACAAAUAGGUUACCAAGGGUGUAGCCAGUUGCCUGUUGUUUACUGGGCACCAUUCUUCAAGGGCCUACUUUGCUCCCGAUCAAGGGCAAUGGCCACCCAGGAAAGCCGGGGAGAGCUGCCUGUGAGCCCUAUCCACAGGUUGCUGUAAUUUCCUGUUGUGAUUUCACCCGCACCGAGCUAUGGCACCUCACCGCACUCCCAUGAUGCUAACUCCUGCCCUCUCGAAUUAUUUUGAGAGGCUGUGCAUAGCACUUGGUUGGCAAAAAAAAGGUGUCUGAUGUUCCACGUGCUUAACCCUCAAUGUUAUAUGCGCAGUUGGUGUCUUUUUGUCUCGUCCACCGUAACGCGCUUCUCACGGCUGGCCGGUGAAAAUCCAGGCUGUGCGCUCCCUUGUCAACCCUUGCCACGUGCAAUGCGGUGUGACGGUAUACUUGGUGGUGUGGCUCGUGGGGAAAUUUUCGGCAUUCAACUUCCCCAACUGGCCCCCCCGUGCUGAUAGGGAUGCAGGGUUGGUAGCUGGGAGUUCUAAAAGUUGGGUUCCGUUGAGCCGGCUACCCAGCAGCUCUUUAACCUCGGAUGAAGAAAAGGUUGCUGAGCUGUCGGGACAAGUCCACGCACCGUUGGGCCCUUGUAUCGUGCGGGGCCAGCAUCUGCUCCCGGACCGAAUAUACCGCCAGGAUUUAAUUAAAGCGUUAAUUAUUUAUGACUACUCACGGGAACUGAUUACACAUUUGCGAAUGACUGACUCGUUGACAAUUUAACACGGUGAAUAGCAACUUGAUAAGGAUUACCCAAACUCACAAUUACACUCGAUGUACUAAAGGCCAAUAUUGACUCCAUAACGACCAAUGCAGGCUGGCGGCUAAAUUGAGAUAUCUUAGAAACGAAUGACGAAUCUAUCCUCACUCAAACGCUCCCCCUGUAAAGGCGUCGCCAUUGAGUCUGCGCUCGAGCGAUGUUAUUGCAAUGACGUAAUGGCACGUGAUAGUAACUUGAAUACCUUUUCCAGCAUCAAUGAGCACGGUUGGCUACUUAGGGUGUGAAAGAAGUUCAACAAACAUGCGUAACCUGGGACAUGCAGCCUCGGUGAGUAACAAGAAUAGUUACAAGAGAAGGGCUUGGGUGGUGUAUAAAUAGUGAAAUUGACAGUUCAUUUAUUUAUUGUUCAUAUUUUAAUUGUGUUUUUCACGUGUUUAAUGUGUGGAGCCGUUGGAGGUACUGUUCGUUUGCGUUCCACGAGUGCUCUUCACUUUUUAUUAACACAUGUUCACGAUACAGGAGUGUUUAAUACACGCAUUUCAAGUCCAGUUGGACGACCGCAGCUGCAUGAUUUAAUUAAAUCUGGUUUGUUGCAUCCGA